AAUAGAACAGACGCUUCCACCAACAGACGUAACCUCACUUUUGUGUUUAAUUUUAUAACCGUGUUUGUUUUUAUUUACCCUUUAAUAGAUUUAUAUGAAUUAUACUUUGAAAAUAGUGUAAAAUGUCCGCAUCGGGAAUGUUAUAUGGGGGUGACGAGAUAGGUGCCUUGGUUUUCGAUCCUGGCCAUCAUUCCCUACGAGUUGGCUAUGCCCAAGAGGAUACCCCUAAAGCCGAGAUACCUGCUAUAGUCGGAAUAGCGCCAAAUGAUUCUCCAAAAAUUGAACCGGAAACCAAAGAAGGCAACACAAUUACACCAUCUCGUGAGUUCAUUCACCUACACACUGGUGGUAACGGUUUCGUUUUAGCGUGGAAGUAUUACAUUGAUACAACUUAUUUGCAUACACCUCGUCCCAGUAUGGAAUUGCACAGUUAUAUGAAGGACGGUAUGAUAGAAAACUGGGAUUUUUUUGAGAAAGUUGUGGACUAUUCUUAUGAAAAGAUAAUCCAGUCUGCAUCCGAGUAUCAUCCAGUAUUGUUCUCCGAGUCUCCGUGGAAUCAGCGCCAGAAACGUGAAAAGUUAACAGAGUUAAUGUUCGAAAAAUACAAAGUGCCUGCAUUUUAUUUAGUAAAGAACGCAGCAUUGGCCGCCUUUGCAAAUGGAAGAUCGACAGCUUUAGUUAUCGAUAGUGGGGCAACUCAUACUACCGCGGUACCUGUUUUAGAUGGAUAUGUUAUAUCAAAUGCUGUAGUUAAAUCGCCAUUAGGUGGUGAUUAUUUAAUAUUGAGAUCCAGAGAAAUGCUCGAAGGGUUGGGAAUUGAUCUUACACCAACUGCAUUAAUCUCUUCCAAAGAAGUUGUACGGGAUAAAGAGAAGCCGAAGUAUACAAAAAAGAAUGUGUCUUUUCUUCCUACAAACAGUUGGAUGGUCUACAUGGUCAAAAAAACCGUUCAGGAUUUUCAACAAAGUGUCCUACAGGUAUCAGAAUCUCCAUAUGACGAAAGGAUAGCUAUUAGUGCUCCAACAGUUAACUACGAGUUUCCUACAGGGUAUCAUCAAGAUUUUGGUUAUGAACGGUUUAAGCUGGCCGAGGGAUUGUUUGAUCAUGCUAUGUUAGGAGCUGGUUAUAUAGCCGCUACAAGUGCAGGAAUGUGUGAUGUUGACGUGAGGCCAGCCCUAUACAGCUCUGUUGUGCUGACUGGUGGCAAUUCAUUGGUUCAGGGUUUUAGUGAACGCCUGGGAAAAGAUUUAUCAUCACGUACUCCUGGAUCAAUGCGACUGAAGAUGAUAGCUGCAAAUGGUACAGUUGAACGUAGAUUCGGCGCAUGGGUCGGAGGUUCGAUUCUAGCUUCAAUAGGAACAUUUCAACAGAUGUGGAUAUCGAUGCAAGAGUACCAGGAAUCUGGAAAAGCACAAAUAGACCGAAAGUGCCCUUAAGUUAGGAUUUUAAAAUUGCAUUCAUCAUUGAUCAUUCUUUAAUUGUGUAUUGUAAUUUAAAUUUAAAUCGAACAUCUUUAAUUUUGAAAGUAUUUUUGUAGUGUUCAUCAAAGCAUGCAUUCUAUUUAACUUUUUAUAGACAAUCACCCUUUACCUUAAAUAAACCAUCAUAGUUUGUUUACUUAA
Photinus pyralis (common eastern firefly) is the source of this 1622-nucleotide messenger RNA. RefSeq names its product actin-like protein 6B (gene Bap55). The coding region runs from base 123 to 1436 and encodes 437 amino acids. Gene Ontology annotation, biological process: nervous system development; regulation of transcription by RNA polymerase II. The transcript is spliced from 4 exons. Gene Ontology annotation, molecular function: chromatin binding. The record is from RefSeq and is a predicted model, not a curated record. Gene Ontology annotation, cellular component: NuA4 histone acetyltransferase complex; SWI/SNF complex. Lineage: Eukaryota; Metazoa; Arthropoda; Insecta; Coleoptera; Lampyridae.